Messenger RNA from Eufriesea mexicana, 3089 nucleotides. It is a transcript of the gene Gart, whose product is annotated as trifunctional purine biosynthetic protein adenosine-3 Gart. The record is from RefSeq and is a predicted model, not a curated record. Gene Ontology annotation, biological process: 'de novo' IMP biosynthetic process; adenine biosynthetic process. Gene Ontology annotation, cellular component: cytosol. Gene Ontology annotation, molecular function: metal ion binding; phosphoribosylamine-glycine ligase activity; phosphoribosylglycinamide formyltransferase activity. The coding region runs from base 45 to 3068 and encodes 1007 amino acids. NCBI's taxonomy places the organism in Eukaryota, Metazoa, Arthropoda, Insecta, Hymenoptera, Apidae. The transcript has 17 exons.
AAAUACGGAGGUUAUAGUUUUUAAUAGUUUAUUGUAUAAACAGUAUGCAGUAUACUGUGUUACUUAUUGGUGGUGGUGGCAGAGAACAUGUUAUUGCUUGGAAACUUUCACAAUCUUCAUAUGUAAAUAAAAUUUAUGUUUCUCCUGGAAACAGUGGAAUUUCGUCAGUCGAUAAGGUUUCUUUGAUAAAAUUAAAUGUUAAAGAUAAUAAAGAGGUAGCACUAUGGAGUAAAAAUAAUAAAAUAGAUUUAGUAGUUAUUGGUCCAGAAGAAUAUUUGGCUAAUGGAUUAGUAGAUGAAUUAAAAAAUGUAGGAAUUAAUUGCUUUGGCCCACAAAAAACAGCAUCUAAAAUUGAAGCUGAUAAGUAUUGGGCAAAAAAUUUUAUGGAUAAAUAUCAAAUUCCUACAGCAAGAUGGAAGGGAUUUACAAAUGCAGGAGAAGCAAAAGAAUUUGUUAUGAAUGCACCAUUUCCAGCCCUUGUAAUAAAAGCUUCAGGUUUAGCAGCUGGAAAAGGAGUUCUAGUAGCAGAAAAUAAAAAAGAAGCAUGUAAAGCAAUAGAUGAAAUUUUAACAGAUAAAAAGUUUGGAUCAGCUGGUGAUUCAAUAGUUGUGGAAGAAUUAUUGGAAGGAGAAGAAAUUUCUGUACUUGCAUUUACAGAUGGAAAAACUAUUAUACCAAUGGCACCUGUACAAGAUCAUAAAAGAAUAUUUAAUGGAGAUACAGGUCUAAAUACUGGUGGUAUGGGUGCUUACUGUCCAUGUCCAUUAUUCAACAAAGAAGAUAAUAAAAUAGUAAAAUCAAAUAUCUUACAAAAAGCUAUUGAUGGUCUUGCACAAGAACAAAUUCCAUUUAUUGGUGUACUAUAUGCUGGAUUGAUGUUAACAAAGGAUGGUCCAAAAGUUCUAGAAUUUAAUUGUAGAUUUGGAGAUCCUGAAACACAAGUUAUAUUACCAUUGUUGAAGUCAGAUUUAUUUAAUAUUAUGAAGGCAUGUUGUGAUGGUACUUUAACUGAAUCCCAAAUUGUAUGGGAAGAAAAUUUGUUUGCUGUUGGUGUCAUUUUGGCUUCUCGAGGAUAUCCAAUAUCAUCAUCAAAAGGUCAAGUUAUAACAGGGAUUGAUAAUGUUUUGAGUAAAACAAAUCAAUUUAUUUUCCAUAGUGGAACAGACAUUUCUCCUAAAGGAGAGUUAUUAACUAACGGAGGAAGAGUUUUAAUUACUGUAAGUUUAGCACCUACAUUGGCUUUAGCUGCUGCUAAAGCAACAUAUGCUGCCCAAAGUAUUUCAUUUGAAGGAAAGCAGUUUAGAACAGAUAUAGCACAUAAAGGAAUAGCAAGGUCUAUUUUACACCAUGGCCAAUUAACAUAUAAGAGUAGUGGUGUGAACAUAGAAGCUGGAGAUUUGUUAGUUUCAGCUAUUAAACCAAUAUCAUGCUCGACAAAACGCUUGGGUACAAUGGGUUCAAUUGGUAGCUUUGGUGGUUUAUUUGAUCUAAAAGCUAUUGGUUAUAAAGAUCCAAUUUUGGUAUCUGGAACUGAUGGCGUUGGAACUAAAUUAAAAAUAGCAUUUGAAUGCAAAGAGCAUAAUACAGUGGGUAUAGAUUUAGUGGCUAUGUGUGUAAAUGAUAUUCUCGCACACGGUGCAGAACCGUUAUAUUUCCUCGAUUAUUUUGCCUGUGGUAAUUUAGAUGUCAACGUAGCUAGAGAUGUUAUAAGUGGAAUAAGUGAAGGUUGCAAACAAGCUGGGUGUUCUUUAAUUGGUGGAGAAACAGCAGAAAUGCCAGAUAUGUAUUCUAAUGGAGAGUAUGAUUUAGCUGGUUUUUCUGUAGGAGCAGUUGAAAGAAAUGAUUUACUUCCACGUAUAGAUAGCAUAAAACAAGGUGACAUUAUAAUUGGUCUUCCAUCAAGUGGUGUGCAUAGUAAUGGAUUCAGUUUAGUUCGAAAAAUUUUGAAAUUAGCAGAUAAAAAAUAUUCAGAUAUAGCACCUUUUUCCGAAAAUCAAACAAUUGGUGAGGAAUUGUUAAAACCCACAAAAAUUUAUGUGAAAGGAGUAAUUUCUGCUUUACGAACAAAUUUAGUAAAAGCAUUUGCACAUAUUACUGGAGGAGGUCUGACAGAAAAUAUACCAAGAAUUUUACCAGAUGAUAUGGGAGUAAUUUUGAAUGCAAAAAUGUGGAGAAUUCAACCAAUUUUUGCUUGGUUAGCAUGUGUAGGAGGAAUUAAUACAGAAGAAAUGUUACGAACAUUUAAUUGUGGCAUUGGUGCUAUUUUAAUUUGUUCAGAAAAAGAUAAAGAUGAAGUUUUAACUAAAUUACAAAUAGAAAAUCCUAAAAUCAUUGGAUAUGUAACCAAUUAUAACAAUAAUCAAAUUAGAGUAAAUGUCAGAAAUUUUGAAGAAGUAUUAGAGUUAGGAAUGAAGCAACAUAUACCAGAGAUCAUGUCCAAAUUAAGUAAGCCUUUAAAAAGAGUAGGUGUUUUAAUAUCUGGUAGCGGAACUAAUUUACAAUCACUUAUCGAUGCAACACGGGAUUCAUCGCAACAUAUUGGUGCUGAAAUUGUUAUAGUCAUAUCCAAUAAACCAGAUGUUGAAGGACUUAAACGAGCAGAAAGAGCUGGUAUUAAAACCAUGGUUAUUAAAAACACUGAUUAUCCUAAUCGGGAAAUUUUUGAUGAAGCAAUAAAUGUUGAGCUUGAUGCUGUUGGAGUUGAAAUAGUGUGCCUUGCUGGAUUUAUGCGUAUUUUAUCAGAUAAUUUCGUAAAUCGAUGGUGUGGUGCUUUAAUAAAUGUACAUCCUUCAUUAUUACCUGCGUUUAAAGGUGCAUAUGCACAUAAAGAUGCUUUAGAAGCCGGAGUCCGUAUUUCAGGAUGUACAGUGCAUUUCGUUGAUAUUGCUAUAGAUUCUGGAGCAAUUAUUGAACAAGCAGUAGUACCUGUAUUACCACAUGAUACUGUAGAAACUCUUCAAGAGCGAGUAAAAAUAGCCGAACAUCGUAUUUUUCCACUUGCUUUAAAACAUUUGGCUACAGGAAGGAUACAGUUAAAAGAAGACAAUACUAUUAUAUGGAAUUAUUAAAGUUAAAAUAUAAUAUAUCAU